Molecule: messenger RNA, 3574 nt
Organism: Lytechinus pictus (painted urchin)
Lineage: Eukaryota; Metazoa; Echinodermata; Echinoidea; Temnopleuroida; Toxopneustidae
Product: allene oxide synthase-lipoxygenase protein-like
Exons: 12
Coding region: 254-2257 (667 amino acids)
Biological process (GO): lipid oxidation
Molecular function (GO): oxidoreductase activity, acting on single donors with incorporation of molecular oxygen, incorporation of two atoms of oxygen; protein binding; metal ion binding
Source: RefSeq, a predicted model, not a curated record
AUUCACUGAUCGAAUACAAUAGCGAUGGGCUCUUCAAUUGGCAUUGUGGCCGUGGAAACCCUCGUGAUGUCAACAAUAAAAGCCCAUAGGAUACAUGGAAAAGCGUAUGAAGUGCUCUCGUGCUGUAUAUUAUAGCACCUGUACAAUAUAUCCCAAUAUAUACUAGUUCGCGCAGGUAUAUAAUUAGACUAUCAACUGCAUAAUUGGUGGUAUAUCAGACUUAUUGACCGGAAUAAAUAAUCAUAACUAAAAUAUGGGAACUGGAGCCUCUGCAUCGCCCGGCUUCAGCAUCACGCCCGACUACAAGGUCCACGUCAAGACCGGCGACCGCAAAGGGGCUGGCACCGACGCCAACGUGUACAUCGCCCUGAUCAAUGACCACGGACAACGCUCGCGCGAUAUCAAACUCGACUGCCGCUUCAAGGACGACUUCGAGCGCGGCAACGUCGACACGUUCCUGGUGUCCAACCUUCCGAAUUUCGGGAAGAUCGCGACGAUCGAGCUCUGGCGGGAUGACGCUGGUCCGAAUGAUGAUUGGUAUGUCGACACGGUCGCGGUGGAUAAUGUGUCCGUGAAUGAAAGGUAUAUGUUCCCCGUGCAUCGAUGGGUGAGGGACGUCAUGAAAUUGUUCAUCAACGAGUACGAUGUCUGUCUUCCUCAAGAUGAUUACAGACCGGAACAGAGGCAGUAUGAACUGCUCAAGAAGAGGAGGUUUUAUCAGUUUGAAUGCAAAGCAGAGGGGCUGAUUCCUCAGAUCAAAGACUUUCCAGUGGACGAAUCCUUCUCAGAUGAUUACAAGUGGGAUAUUGUUAAACUAAAGGCAAAGUUGAUGCUGCAAACCAAAACCAUUCAAAUGACUACCAGAUCGUGGAAAAAGUUAGAUGAUAUCGGCGAGCUUUACACCGGGUUCCUCCCAAAGCCUUAUGGUAUGGAGAAUUGGAGAUCGGAUAAAGAGUUCGGAUAUCAGCGACUCACUGGAUGUAAUGCAACGCAUAUCCGACUGUGUACCCAAAUACCCGACAAGUUUCCAGUGACAGACGCUAUGUUACGACCUUUAUUGGAGGGCAUGACUAUUUCUGAAGCAUUGUCGAGGAAACGACUGUUCAUUUUAGACUACGAGAUUCUGCACGAUCUCCCUUGCACCAACGGCAGAAAGAUCUGCGCACCCAUGUGCCUAUUUUUCGUCAACAAACAUAGGAAUCUGAUGCCCCUUGCAAUUCAACUCCAUCAAAACCCUUCGGAAAACAAUCCGAUCUUUUUGCCAACCGAUCCCGAGUAUGUCUGGCUAAUGGCUAAGAUGUGGUUUAACAACGCAGACGCUUCUUUUCACCAAUCCACAACACAUCUCGCAUAUACCCAUCUCAUCAUCGAAUCGGUUGCCGUGGCAACGCAUCGUUGUCUUUCCCAGUCUCAUCCGAUGUUUCGUCUCCUCGCGCCUCAUUUCAUCUUCCUCAUAGCAAUCAACACGCGAGCUCUUGCCAAACUAGUCAGCGAAGGAGGAUGGGUUGAUAAAUGCAUGGCUAUCGGUCGGGUCGGCAUGUUUGAGAUUAUCCGACGAUCGUGGAGCCGCUGGUCACUACAGAAACAAGGCUCACUUGAAAAGGACCUUGCCGACAGGGGCGUCGACGACCCGGAAGUUCUUCCCAACUAUCACUACCGGGAUGAUGCUCGACUUGUGAGGAGGGCGACACACGAUUAUGUCAAAACGAUAGUCGAUCAUCACUACACCUCGGAAGAAAGAGUGACGUCAGACUUUGAGCUUCAACACUGGGGAAAGACGCUGUGUUCAUGCUGCAAAAUGAAGGGAGUGCCGAACGGCGGAGCAUUUUCGACGGCAGACGAGGUAACGGAGAUUAUGACCAACUUUAUCUUUAUUAGCAGCGUUGGGCACGCUGCAUCAAAUUUUUCGCAGUACGACGAGUAUGGUUUCCCGCCAAAUUACCCAUCAUUUUUGUUCGGUGAUCCACCAAGAGAUAAGACCGAGCUGACAGAGAAAGACAUCCUGGCACAGAUGCCUCCCAAAGACAUGGCAUUGAGCAUCAUGUUGGUGACCAAGCUACUCAGUGAUCGGGGCACCAAUGGACUAGGAGACUUUGAAGUACAGUAUCUACAUGACACCGUCAGUCUUCAAGCAUUGAAGCAGUUCAAAGCAGACUUGCUUAGAGUGGGCGCCAUCAUCGAUGAAAGGAAUGAAACGAGAGAGGAGAAAUACACAUACCUUAAUCCCAAGGAGAUCCCUAAUGCAAUCAGUAUCUAAACUAGACAGUUCAUGACAGAGGGUCCACUAUUUUGUGUUUUGUCAAGUAGCAUAAUUAUGAUAAGCCAGUUCAUGGUUAGCUCAUGAUCGACUUCCUUCAAAUGACCUUUCCUGUUUUUCACUAUGUCCCAGUAGAAAGUAUUAAGACUUUCAAAUGUAGAUUUUGCACAAGCUUUCCAUCAUGUGGUAUUCAAAUUGUAUGUAUUUAUUAAUAUAGUGAAGGUAAAGUAAAACCUUUUUCAAUUUUCUGAGAAAAUGACAUUUCAUUGAUUUUUCACCAUACGAUAUGUAAGAAAGCUGCCUGCAUAUGAUGUCACAAUUCAAAUAAUUAAAAUUCUAAACAAUUGAAAAUCUAAAGAGGGUAGCCCAAUCACUAGUUUUUACAAUAAACUUUUUGUCAGGGUGAACUUCCCCUUCAAUAAUGACUUUCCCCACCAAAAGGAACUCAUAAUUUAAUCAGGUUUUAAACGAAUAAAUUCAUGUGCAAGUUUUAUUUAGUUUUAUGCAGGCACCAAUGUAUUUGUUUUGUAAUACCAAUGAAUUACCCCGAAGUGAACUAUUAACUACAAAGAUAGUUGACCCAUUAACAAGACAAAUAAAAAAACCAGCAAUAAAUGUAAAUGUGUUAAAAAGAUAUUUGACAAGAUCUUUAUGGAUUUCUGGCUCGAAUCCUAAUUAACUUCUUCCUUUCAUUGCAAUUUCACAGUGUAAGUUUGGUUGAUGCAUCUUUAUAAAUAUCUUUAUUUUUUAAUUUUCUAAACAGGGUAGCCCCAUCACUUAGUAAUACUGGUCACAUUUCAGAUAGCUGCAUGUGCAGUAUGUUGAGAAUCUUCUUUAUAUUGCAAAAUAGAAGAGAAUACCAUGGGACUAAAUGAGAAUAGUGUAACCUGGGCCCCGUCUUUCAAAGAGUUACGAUUGACCCAAUCAAUCUCAACUCUAUGGAAAUCCAUCCAUGCCAUAAUUUUUUCUACAGGAAAUUAGUAAAAAAAAGAGAAUCAUACUGAAUCUUCAAGAGAAUGAUGAAUGUGUGAAUAAACAUAUCUAGAAAAUAUUUUGAACAAAUUUGCAUUUUUAGAUGUUGACGUUGCUGGCCGUCCAUAGUUGUGAUUGAUCGAUCAAUUGCAACUCUUUGUAAGAUGGGGCCCUGAUCAAAUAAUUUUCUUUUUUGCUUUAGAUGUACAUGGGCAAGGAUUGUAUUCAAUGGCUUUCAUGUAUGAAAAUAAUACAGUACAUGUAGUAUUCAUUUUGUCUGUUUUGCAAUGUGUUGAAAUAUUUUUAUAUGCAAAUGAAAAGUCAAAUAAACUUUCCUUACAGAAA